Amoebophrya sp. A120 is the source of this 755-nucleotide messenger RNA. The record is from the annotation of a GenBank genome assembly. NCBI's taxonomy places the organism in Eukaryota, Dinophyceae, Syndiniales, Amoebophryaceae.
CAAAAUCAUCUGCUUCCAAUACGCCUUCCGGCGGUCUUGUGGUGGAGAAAGUAGUCGAAACCGGGCUCCGGCUGUGCAACGCGGGAAUUUUAAUGACAACUGCGAAGGAGAAGAAAGCGUUUACCUACGCGGGCCACGAGAACCAACGACGGUUUGGGAACAAGAAAAUUGACCACGACGAGACUAAAGUGCAAGCGAAACUGAACCAAUUUGGUGGAGCAGAUGACAGUGAUAACGACGUGGAUCAUAUGGAACAACGAGAUCAUCAUGGUCGUCGUGUUUCUGGUCGUUGUACUACGGGAGAAGAUGUUGAUCUGGAAGAAAGUUCCCUCGCCCUUCUCGGCGUCCGGUCUCCCGAAGAGGAAGAGUUGUUCCAAAGGCAGAAGCAACUCGGCCUCUCCUUGAUCAAGCCGCACGUCGACCUGAUCUGCGACGGUUUGCUGCAGUUGCUCAGCCAGCGCAAGGAGUACGGAAGCAGUGUACUACUAGUCUCCAGCGGGAACAACAAGAACUUUCACACCGCGGGUAGUACAACUCCGAACAACUACCGGAGUCAUGGUUAUUUCGACAGCACCAAGAUCGUCACGCCGGCCGAACUGCAGCUGAUUUUCCAGCUCACGGACCUUUUCCAGCUGGAAAACGUCGAAACGGCCAAGAAACUCUGCCUGCUGCUCGUCCAAGCGCUGUUUGAUUGCGGUCUAGCCAAAGACCACAAGAAUACCGUCGAAAUUCUAGACGCGCUGGAGAAACUGGUC